CAAGGACGCGAUAUCUGCGUAAAACGUAGAUGACUUAUAACAGAAAUAUCGUAUUAUCCUUGAUCGAAAUCGUUGCAUCCACCUGUCAGAUUUUGAGAUCGAGGAUCCCGAGACGAGGCGAUCUCCUGGUUUCAUGCGUGCAGCGAGGGAUGGAUUUGGUUCAUCUUCACAAUGUAUCUCUUACACAUUUCUGUUUCCACCAGAGAGAAAGAGAUAGAUAGAUAGAUACAAAGAGAGAGAGAGAGAGAGAGAGAGAAGGGACGACAAAAGAGAGAUAUCUCCAUCGCUCGACCCUGCCUUCGGCCUUUUUCGGCUCGCGCUCGCACUCGCAUGCUGGCCAGAUUGCAGCUGUUCGAAGAAAGUUCCUUACGCAGUGUAAAACACAAGAACGCGUUCUUUGUUCGGGAAAAGGAAAACGGCUCCCACGCGUGAACCGUAUACGGGAAUUUACGUGAAAGCGUGAAUUUUCGAAAUAUACACACACGACGAGCGGCCGGUAGCAGCGUUAGUAGGAGCAGAUGACGGUAUCGCGAGCAUUGUGAGCGGAUCGGAACCAAUGGGCGCACCCGUUACACGACCGGCAGUGGACGGACCGUUUUGUAAGCCGCGAGCGGAUUGGUCGCCUUGCCGUGCUCCACCACCGGCUACCAUAACGAACCUGAGGAGCGUGGAGCGUGUGGAAUGAUCGCAGUUUGAAUGAGUGCGGUCGCGAGCGCGUGGUGAGAUUCUGACAACGUGGUGAACCAUUUUUAUUUUUUCUUUCUCUUUUUUUUUUUUUUCGUCUUGCGACAACCGCGGGGGGAUUUUUUACGGUUAACGUUGCACCGCGCGAGACUUUUUACCCCUUCAUCCGCGUGUGCGCGAUUUCGCGAUGAUUCCGCGCGUCGCGAUGAAGGCCAUGCAGAAGCUGCACUACGAGGCGUGCGACAUGCAGAACGAGGAGCUGAGCUGGAGCUGUCGCGUUGACAAUAACUCCGACUGCGAUAUCGGCAACUCUUCCGCGGACGACUUUGGCACGCCGCCUCCGCUGCAGCCGCGGAAGCUCUUCGAGACGAUGGAUUGCAUCGAUGAGAGUCAGUCGACCAAUAAUAACAGGAUUUCUCCUUCAAAAGGUACUCCAGCCAUCAAGAUUCCUGUCAUCAGUCAUAAAGAUGAUAAUUCUGAGAAGACGUGUAGUCCACCUUACAAAUGUGUUAGGGCCUUACGUUUAUUUGAUUCACCUACUACUCCUAAAACUAUGAUAGAGAAGAAUAUAGUAAUGCAGACUCCGUUUCCAUCUAAAUGCACCAGACUUUUUUUCCUAGACAAACCUAGACCUUCUAAAAUAAGUCCCAGUUACCAAAAUAAGUCCGACAAACCUGUGGCAAAUGUAAAUCCAUUUACACCUACUGGCAUGUUAAUAACAGCGAAGAAAAGAAGCAGAUCCAAACGUAGUCUCAAUGGUAGUAGUGGUAGCUCACCGGACAUGCAAAAACCAAAGUUUGAUCUCGCCGAUUCUGAGGAUUCGGACAACGAAUACGAACACGCGACAAAACGCGUGGCGCUACAAGAUUCAAAUAUAUCGCGAUACCACAAAGAAUUCCACGAACUCGAUUUGAUCGGGAGCGGCUCGUUCGGCUCCGUAUACAAGUGCAUCAAUCGGCUGGACGGGUGUACAUAUGCUGUCAAGAGGAGCCGGAAGCCGAUCGCGGGUAUCGUCAGUGAAUCCAACGCACUAAAUGAAGUAUAUGCCCACGCCGUGCUCGGCAAGCAUCAACACGUAGUCCGCUACUAUUCCGCUUGGGCGGAGGACAGUCAUAUGAUCAUCCAGAACGAAUACUGCAACGGCGGCAGUCUCGCGGACGCGAUCACCAAUCUUCAGAAAGAGAAAAAGCAGUUUAGCAAAGCGGAGAUGCGUCAGCUGCUGCUACAUGUGGCCGAAGGGCUAAAAUACAUACACAGUAUGCAACUGGUGCAUAUGGAUAUCAAACCCGCGAAUAUAUUCAUCUCCAGGGAGGGAAAAUUACCAUCGAGCAAUUAUGAUUCCACCGACGACGGUUUCGAGGAGGACGAAACUGUCGACGAGAUCACAUACAAGAUUGGUGACCUCGGCCAUGUCACUUCCAUCAAUAAUCCGCAUGUGGAGGAGGGCGAUUGCAGAUACCUGCCGUUGGAGGUCCUACAAGAUGAAUAUAGCCAUCUACCAAAGGCCGACAUCUUCGCUUUAGGAUUGACUGUUUAUGAAGCGGGUGGCGCGGGACCCAUGCCGAAGAACGGGCUUGAAUGGCAUAGAUUGCGAGAAGGAAAUGUACCAGAUUUACCGCAUUACGGUCGCGAUCUCAACAGCUUAUUGAAGCUGAUGACUCACCCCGAUCCGCAGAUGAGACCAUCGGCAACUUGUUUGACACAGCACAGGGUUUUACUUCCGCUCGGGAAUAAAACUAAAGCGCAAUUGCGGAGGGAAUUAAGUUUGGAGAAAUUAAAAAAUGAGAUUUUAACUAAGCGAUUAAAGGAUGCGGCGAUAUUUCUGAAGAAUAUCGCGCCGAAUGUCACUGAUAAUAUCGACAAACAAUUGCGAUCGGUCACUAUGCGACCUCGUGUCAUAGGCAAAAAGAUCAAUCGUAGUAACAGCAUUAUAUAGUGCUGUUAUAUUGUAUAGUGCUAUAACGGACAACACUUGUAUAUAGCAGAAGAGUAUCAAUGCGUAGGGCUUUUAUGUUGUUCAAGUGGUAAAAAAAUUUCGCAUGUAAAAAGCGAAAAGUCCCGGCUUUGAUUUUCGGUUCAUCGUUAUCGUACACUUGAUACUUUUCUUCUCGCUCAUACAAUAAUAUUAAACAAACGUCUAUGAUACCAUCGUAUAUAGCUGUAGGUCGCAAUCACCAGUGACAUUCGAAAAUGUCGCGUUGUCUAACCGUUUAGUUAUAAUCAUGUUCAUUACUGCGAUAGUUCCAUUAGAUUUCCCUCAUGGAUGUCGCAGAAACGAUAUAAACUACAGUCUUCUUCUUGAAAUUGUAGUCGGCUGAAUUUUAAUUGAUCGAAAGCAACUUUUUCUUUGAAUAUAAAAAUGGUUUUAUAUUUUACAGAUAUAUGGUGCAUCAAUUGUACUGUCAGCAUGUACUUUCAGUAUUCAGCAUGUUUCAAAAUUAUAUUUAAUCUCAUUUUGCAUGUGCUCAGAGAAAAGAGAAGAAAAAGCGCCAUUGGUUAAAACUUAUUCUGAAAAAUAAAAAAAAAGCAAUAAUAUCGACAAAAAGAGAGCGGGAGGGAGGGAGAAACAUAUUGCCUGCCUAUCGAUAUUAUUGAUUUUUUGUCUUGUAUUGCCAAAAAAUCUAUCUAUUCUUUAUCUUUUUAAGACGUAACUUAAGCAUAUCUAUAGCGCGAAAUCUCAGGUUGACAAAUAUAUUUUUCUAUUAUAACGUAACAUUUUAUAUAAUAUGAUGUUUAUUACUUAAUAGUUAAUUAUCAAUGCCUUUUAUUAUCAUCAUUUGUAAAUGAUCUUGCAUUAUGACAUUAUUCAAACUAUUAUAUUCUGAUUGUAUAAAAUUUAUAACAUACAGAAAAAACUAUUUCUACAUUAAUGCGAUUCAUAGUUUUCUAUUACAAACAGAGACAAUUAAUUAUAAAAAGUUAUGUAAAACAUAUUAAGACUAUUAUUUGCUACUGUGCCGUUAUACUUAUGCUAUAAUAAAAAAUUAAUGUUCAUUACUUUUAUCAACAUUUCAAACGAUAUACAAUAAUUAACUAUUUUUACUGAUUGCGACUGCAAAAUGAUUUUAUCAAAUAAUUUUGCUUUUAUUUAAUAUUUGAUGCCAAAAAGGUAUUAUCUCUAAUUCUGCUAAUAAUUGAGUAGAAUAAUAAUUGGUUUAUAUAAGGUCACAAGCGUGACAUUUGAUACUCUCUAGUAUGACAUUUCCAUUAAUAACAAAAAAAUAUAAAAUUAGAAGCUUAAAUUUUACUUUAAUAUCAUUUUAUCAUAGGCUUAUUAUCUUCCACAACAUAUACUCUCAAAAAUUUGUAUUUCUGGUCAUAUAUUAUACAUUUUUAGAAUAAUCAUUGAUGUGUGUGUGUGUGUGUGUGUGUACACAUACAUCUAUACACACGUACAUUUAACAAUCUAUGUUUGUUUCUUAAUAAUCUAUGUUUGUCUAGUGUUAUUAGCAGAUAGGUGCUAUAGUUAUUACAAAUAACAAAACAAAAAGAUAAAAUAAAAAAAAUUUGGUUUUUUUUAGUUUUCAACUGAUACUUGUCACAAAAUUUUUACAAGGUUUUUGAAAUUUGCUGUGGCACACACAUACAAAUAUUAUUUACGUAUAAGUUAUAUUUUUCUAAUUAUGAAUGGAAAAUUAAUCGUUUUUCUACAUUAUAUUUUUUACAUGUCAUAUUUUGCGCAUUUAACUCUUUCAUUAAAGUCUUUAUUUUUGUAAUGAGGACAAUCACAAAUAAUAGAUAUAACAAAUGUUUAUGUUGCUCGAGUGAUACAAACUCAUUUUGCAGAAUUUCACAAUUUCCCAAAGAAAAUGUUACCCUUACAGUUUAUUACAGAUUGAUUUGUAAACAUUAUUGUAAACCUUACUUUGUCAUUUGCUAAGUUGUGCUAAGAUGUGCUGAAAUGUCAUUUCUUCCAAUUUCUUUGGUAUUAACAAGAAGAAAUGCGACUUAUCGACUAUUUCUGUCUCUUUUGCGAGCGAAAACGAUUGAUCUUACAAUUAUAUUAUAUAUAAUUAACUAUAUGGGAGACAAUAUCUUUUUAAGAAUGGGUCCUUAAAUCGGAUAUUUGUUAAGCAUAAUCGUCAUUGCUAAGCACUGUAGAUCAAUACAUAAGUUUUUGCUUUUUAAUUGUAAAAUUAUAAUAAGGUAAUAGUUUUCGCAUCAAUGUAUCUUUUUCUUUCAUAUUCUUUAUAUGGAUAUUAAUCGAAAAUAAGCGUUUAUUACAUUUUAAAAUGUUCUUAUAAAAUGAUACAAAUUAAUAAUAUGAUGAAUAUCGAAUCAGUUAAUUUAACAGUUUGAUUAAUCAAAUUAAUUGAUAAGAUAACACAAGUUAACUUAUAUUGAAAUUUGUAUUAUUUUAUACUUUAUUAUUUGUAUUGGUAUAUUCUUACUGUAAUAUUUUGUAUAAUUCUUACUGUAAAUUUAUGUGAAUUGUUUUAUGCUCGCAAAAGAUUUAAAAAAAAAGAAACCGAUAAGUCGCGUAAUCGUAAACUCGCUUUAUAAAAUCUUGUGAUUUUUACUGAUUCUACUGAGCAUAACAUGCGAAUCAAUUUGUGUUUUAUACAUUACUGAUUAUAAUGAAUAGAUCUGACGUCCACAUAUUUUUGUAUGAGAUAUCUCCCAUUAGUUUGUAAUACAUUUUUCUUUCUUUUUUUGACGUGAUGACAAGAUUCGCUGAAUCUUGCGCUCAUUUAUCGCGCGCGCGCGCGCGCGAGUGUGAUUAACACAUGUGAGAAGAAACUUUGUGAGAGUAAUCACAUUUAGACAUUCAUAGUCUAGUUUUGUGUCUAAUUUUAUAAGCCGCUAUUACAAUUAUUUAAAAUAGUUAUGUAUAGCGUGUUAUGUAAAUUAUGUAUAGCAUUAUGUAAGUUAUAUAUAGCAUUAUGUCACUUAUGUAUAACAUUAUGUAAGCAUAUGUGAAUAUCUUUCUAAACAAGAGGAAGCAAGUGCCGAAAUAGAUACGUGUCAGCAAUAGGGUGGACCUUAAACUAUAGAUAUAUGCUCGUUUACCAUGCUUAAACGUAAAUUGUUUGAAACAUUUAAUAUCAUUAAUUAUUAAUUAUAUUAUUUAUAUUAUUAUUUCUUUGGUCUUUUUGUGCCUGUCAGGUUCACCCUGUGACCUCUGAUCCCACAGGAUGGGCAUGCGUAUAAUACCUUUAUAAUUCUUAUUAUUGUUAUUAUUAUUAUGAUAAUAAACAGGCUGUUAUACUUUCCACUCUUAAAA
Messenger RNA from Formica exsecta, 5908 nucleotides. Its product is annotated as wee1-like protein kinase. The transcript has 6 exons. Gene Ontology annotation, cellular component: nucleus. Gene Ontology annotation, biological process: protein phosphorylation; mitotic cell cycle. The record is from RefSeq and is a predicted model, not a curated record. Gene Ontology annotation, molecular function: ATP binding; non-membrane spanning protein tyrosine kinase activity; magnesium ion binding. NCBI's taxonomy places the organism in Eukaryota, Metazoa, Arthropoda, Insecta, Hymenoptera, Formicidae. Bases 872 to 2620 code for a protein of 582 amino acids.